AGGAGAUCAGGAGGAGGAGGAGGAGGAGAGGGACAGAGAUCAAUGCAGGAUCAAUCUCCAGUCGCUCCUGAGAGAAUGGGUCGCAGUGAGGAGCUCAGUGACUUUCAGCGGGGCACUGUUGUUGGAUGCCACAUGUGUAAAAAGUCAGUGCGUGAGAUUUCCGCCCUGUUAAACCUGCCUCGCUCCACCGUGAGCUCCGUGAUUCUCAAGUGGAAACGUGGAGGAAUAACGACGGCUCUGCCCCGGAGCGGCCGACCACACAAGCUCAAAGAGGAGGACCGUCAAGUGCUGGAGAGAGUGGCGCUGGAGAAGUGUCUGCCCUCGGUGGCGGCUCUCACCACCGAGUUUCAAACCGCCUCCGGAGCCAGUGUGAGCUCCAGGACUGUCCGCCGGGAGCUCCACGAGAUGGGUUUCCGUGGCCGAGUGUCCACAUACAACAAGCCUAAAGGGGAAAAGGUGGAAAAAAAGCAGGCACCCUCCAGCCAAGAGGAUGCCAGGGUGGACGUGUCUCGUCUGGACCUGCGUGUCGGACGUAUCCUCACAGCCCUGCACUAUAAAGAGACUGAUAGUCUGUACGUGGAGCAGGUGGACGUGGGAGAGGCUACUCCCAGGACAGUGGUCAGCGAACUGGCACAGCACAUACCAGUGGACCAGAUGCAGAACCGCAUGGCAGUCCUGCUUUGUAACUUGAAGCCGGUCAAGGUGAGAGGAGUCGUGUCCCAGGCUACAGUCAUGUGCGCCAGCUCACCAGUCAAGGUUGAAAUCCUUGAUCCUCCAAGUGGAGCAGUACCAGGGGACAGAGUUACUUUCCAGGGAUUCCCAGGUGAACCAGAUAAAGAGCUGAAUCCCAAAAAGAAGGUUUGGGAGCAGAUUCAGCCAGACCUACGCACGGACAGACAGUGUGUCGCAACUUACAAAGGAGCUGCCUUUGAAGUCGUCGGCAAGGGAGUUUGCAAAUCCCAAACCAUGAGCGACAGUGAAAUCAAAUAAACCAGCAGAGCUGCUGGAAAUAGCUCGGUCUAAAACGAUGUGGAAAGCCUUCCCAGAGGAGUGGAGGCUGUGGUAGCAACAUAUUAACGCCCAUGGUUGUGGGAUGAGAUGUCCAUUAAUCACAUGGGUGUUAUAUUCAAGUGUCCACAUACUUUUGUAGUGAAAGCCAAGGAUAAAAUGAUGAGGAGUAUAGUACCCUCUGUUGGACAGAUAUGAGCAUUACUGGUACAUUUUUUAUUAUGAAAAUCUGUAGUUUUGAAUUUUGCCAAAGGAGGGCACUACAGUACCCGUGAUAAUGUACAGUACAUGUGUGGGAAUUUGUUGAAGUGAGACAUGAGAACACACACAACACACAGUCAUAUCAAGCAUGGUGAAAACAAAAGGGAAUUUCUUCAGAAGCGCCCCAUUUAGUUGGGGAGUAUCUGAUAAAAUAGAAAAGCUUUCCCCGUGAUACUACAGAGAUCAUUUCCACUGAACCGUGGAUGAAACGCAACAGUGCAGAAUUCCCAUUGAAAAAAGGGACUUUUAAGAGUUUUACUUUCUUUUGACAGUAUGACAUGAGCUCAGAAGGACUUCAUUUACUUAUUGUAUGAAGUCAAUUCUGUGUUUAAGUCUGAUUCUGGCAAAUAAUGGAAAUGAGUCAGUGCGUUAUGUGUCAGUAUAGAGUACAUGUGGACAGUUUUAUUUGAGAGAUGUGUCCUACUUCUAAUACAGUGUUCUUCAUUGACCCUGCUUUUAUUUAUCUACAGUUUCCAGUGAAUCCCAGGAUACUGAUAACUGACAAAAGUGGAUGUUAAUUUACUGUUUCUUCACCCAGUAACUUUUGUAUCCAACCUGCUAUGUCAAAUCUACCCUUAACAUGUUGUAACAAGCGAGUUAAACUAUACCUUUUAUAUGUCCUACUUACUAGAACAUGUUUCUGUUUCUUCAGCUUCCCACAUGAUUGUUAAUGAGCCUGAGCUUAUCUCCUAAGAAAAAAAUACACCGACCUAUUUUUGGUUUUAAAAGAAGCUUUUUUAUUCAUUUUCCCUUUGGGAGGAGGGGAGAAAACCCAAGUCAGUAAAAUGCCCAAAAAUGAAAAACACAAACACGCAAGGUUUUUCUUCCCUUAUUUUAAAGGAAGAACUGAAAAAAUACAUGUAAAGAAUAGGGAUGUGAUCCAGGAACUAAGAAGUGGAACAGACUGUCUGAGACACAAUGUUGCUGGUGAUUGUUUGACCGGAGGGAACGAUACCACCCUUUUGAUAAACAAUAAAUACAGUUCAUUGCCACUGAGGAAGCUAUAAAUCUUCUUUCCUAGAAGCCAGAGGAAAGCUCAAAGGUUUCUCAUAAAAGAGAGGACGUAUCACUCUUACAGUGAAGUGACUGCAUACGUUCUUAAUGGUAUUUAUCCUAUUGUGUAUUCCACCAAACACUGCAUUUCAUUUGUAUGUUUCUAACAGUUGUGAUGAGGCGAGUAAAGAUGUUUUUGUAAGAAAGCAGUAGAAAGGCAGACCAGGGUGUUCUUCAUCUCAUGCUCUGGUGUGUGUGUGUUGACUAAUACCACAGGUUGACAUUAAUAAAACCACUUUAAUAUCAAAA
Messenger RNA from Lates calcarifer (barramundi perch), 2571 nucleotides. Its product is annotated as aminoacyl tRNA synthase complex-interacting multifunctional protein 1. NCBI's taxonomy places the organism in Eukaryota, Metazoa, Chordata, Actinopteri, Centropomidae. Bases 43 to 990 code for a protein of 315 amino acids. The transcript has 4 exons. The record is from RefSeq and is a predicted model, not a curated record. Gene Ontology annotation, molecular function: tRNA binding.